UCCAUCUAUCUGUCGACACUGUUUAUUGACAUUGCCAUCAUAACAAACCCAAAAUUGUCAAUUGUGGGCGUGUCGUGCUUCCCCAUUGCUCAGAACUCCUGGAACGUCUCCGAAAAUUCCAAUUUUUCAGUAUGGUUAAAGCCAACCUCCCAACCACCACGUCCCCCGCCUCCGAGAACAAUGUCAAGAAAAGAGGUGAGGGCGGGCCGGACACGCCCACCGAGGGAUGUGCCGCACCUCUGACGCACGAUGACGAGUCCGAAAUUGCCAUCGGCGAUAAUUUAAACGUCAAACGCACCGAUGGGACUUGGCACAUGGCGGAAGUGGUUCACGAGCGCUUUAACAGCCACAGCCAAACGCACGAGUACUACGUCCACUACGACGGGUUUAAUCGCCGCUUGGAUGAAUGGGUCACCCGGGCUCGAAUCCGGGUGGCCGAUGAGAACGAUCCCGGGGCCUCGGAGAAAGGUGGCUCCGGACCGGCCCAUCCGGAAGCCACCGAGGGCGAGGGCGGGCAAGAACGCAAGAUCACGCGCAAUCAGAAGCGCAAGCACGAUGAGAUCAAUCACGUUCAAAAAACCCUGGCCGAAAUGGACCCAGCUACGGCCGCUCUGGAGAAGGAGCACGAACAGCUCACUAAGGUCAAGUACAUCGAUCGAAUCCAGAUCGGCAAAUACGAGAUCGACACGUGGUAUUUUAGCCCGUAUCCCGAGGAAUACGGCAAACAGCCCAAGCUCUAUAUCUGUCAGUACUGCCUCAAGUACAUGAGACUGGAGAAGACCUAUAAGUACCACAUCUCCCAAUGUACUGCCCAUCAGCCCCCUGGCAAGGAGAUCUACCGUAAGGGCACCCUAUCCAUCUAUGAAGUCGAUGGCAGAGACUUCAAGUUGUAUUGCCAAUGCCUAUGUCUUCUCGCCAAGCUGUUUCUCGACCACAAGACCCUCUAUUUCGACGUGGAACCCUUCUUGUUUUACAUUUUGUGCGAGGUGGACCGCCAAGGAGCUAAUAUCGUUGGGUACUUUUCAAAGGAAAAGGAAUCUCCAGAUGGGAAUAAUGUGGCAUGUAUCCUCACCCUGCCUCCAUACCAGCGUAAAGGCUAUGGGAAGCUCCUUAUUGCCUUCAGCUACGAGUUAUCCAAAUUGGAAAAGGUUACUGGGAGCCCAGAGAAGCCUCUAUCGGACCUGGGCAAACUCAGCUAUCGCUCGUAUUGGUCCUGGAUUCUCUUGGAAAUUCUCAGAGAUUUUCGUGGGACUGUGGGUAUUAAGGAUCUUAGUUCUUUGACCUCCAUCACCCAAAACGACAUCAUCAAUACCCUUCAAUCACUAAACUUGGUCAAAUAUUGGAAGGGACAACACGUGAUCUGUGUCACGCCCAAAUUGGUUGAGGAACAUCUCAAAUCUGCCGAGUAUAAACGACCGGCACUCACUGUGGACCAAAAUUGUCUCCGGUGGCAACCCCCGCGGAAAAAUCCGGCGAAAAUUAAGAAACCAUGAAAAUGUAUGUUUACGCAAAAAAAAGGAAAUGAUUCGUUUUAAAGAA
This is a messenger RNA of Tigriopus californicus, 1539 nucleotides long. It is a transcript of the gene mof, whose product is annotated as histone acetyltransferase KAT8-like. NCBI's taxonomy places the organism in Eukaryota, Metazoa, Arthropoda, Copepoda, Harpacticoida, Harpacticidae. Bases 132 to 1493 code for a protein of 453 amino acids. Gene Ontology annotation, molecular function: histone acetyltransferase activity. Gene Ontology annotation, biological process: regulation of DNA-templated transcription. The transcript has 4 exons. The record is from RefSeq and is a predicted model, not a curated record.